GCCAAACGGAGCAUGAUUCAGUUGUCCCGUGAAUGGGGAUGAAAGAAUCGGAGUGGGAGGACCCGAAAUUCUCACUGAAGAGCCGAAUGUGAGAGAGCAUAAAACAUCACCAACUCAAAGUUGCAGAACCCAAAUUACAUUGACCGGUAAUUUUGGUUAUCAAAUUUUAGGGUUUUGAGAUCAAACGGUAACGAUGUCUUUCUUCGACAAGCUACCUCAAGAACUCUUUACCGAUAUCUGCACAAGAUUACCAAUCAAGACUAUCGUGCAAAUCAGAUGCGUUUGCAAAUCAUGGAACGCUCUCAUCAAGAACCCUAAUUUCAUCACAGCGCACAUCAAUCGAACUGUUGCAGACACCAAGAAGACUCAAUUACUACUCCUCAGGUACCACUCUCAGCAUGAAAACGAAGAGCGCUUCUCAAUACGUUGUGAUAAUGAAACAUUUGAUGAAUGUAUGGCAUUUGAUGAUAGUUAUGCUUGCUGGCCACAUUCUCAUUACAGGAUAGUGGGUUCAUGUAAUGGGUUGAUUUGUUUUUCUGACGAUUUAAAUGGCAAUACUACAUACUCGCAUUAUGAUUUUUUUCAUGGGUUUGGAUUCAAUUCUUGGACUAAUGACUUCAAGGUUGUGAGAAUUGUGUAUUUUUGCGAGUUUGAUAUGAAUGGUUACAAAAGUCCACCUUGGGUUGAGGUUUAUGAGCUUAGCACUGGUUUGUGGAGAGUCAGUAGUGCUGUUGUUCCUCUGUAUGGCAUGAUUUUCAGUCGUUCUUGGCAUGUUUUUGUCAAAGGGGCUUCCCACUGGGUAGCAUCUGAGAAGGGCAAGGAACGAAAUCGCUACUUGAUUUUGUCGUUUGAUAUGGGUUCUGAAGUUUUUCGCGAGAUUAUGCUUCCAGCUGGUGUUGCCAAUGGCCCCGGGUUGAACCUGUCAAUUUCACUUUUUGGGGAAUCCCUGUCUCUAUUCCAUUAUGAUGGUUUUUUGUAUGAUAGAAGUAAGAGAUGUUGCAUAUGGGUGAUGAAAGAGUAUGGUGUAGUAGAGUCUUGGACGAAAUUAUUUACUCUUGGAGGAGGAGGACUAAGCAAGGUUUUGGGAUUUAGGAGAACUGGUGAAAUUCUUGUGGCAAAGAGUAACAGAGAGCUGGUUUCUGAGAGCAAUCAACAGGUCCAUCUUGCAAACUUUGGGUCUGAAGAGUGAAGACUCGUAUUAUUUGGAUACUUACAUGGAGAGCCUUGUUUUACUUGAUGGAGAAGAUCGAGUCUCAUUGAAUGAUGCAUACUAUUCAAUGAGGACGGCGAGAAGAAGAGAGAUUGAGGAGAAAACAUCUGCUAAGAAUGCUGAAGGAAGCAAAGAAAAAUAGGAAGUUUGCAGAGUUGUUGGAAUGGGAAUAUGCUAGCCUGCUAGGAGCAAAUGUGAGAAGAUGGAUAAAGGAUGAAAGAGUAGCAGCAGCUAUUUUUGUAGUUGAUGAUCCUAUUCCCUUUCAUAGGUAGGGAUGCAAUUACAUUUCUUCUGCAUCUUGUACUCUUUUGAAAAACCAAAUUUUUUUCCACCUUUUGUAUUCCUUUCAGAUUUUGUGUGCUUAGUGUAUACUAGUUAUUGAAAAUUUCAUUUAGUGAAUGACUUGGCUCCAAGGAAAGGCUUUCUAAGGGAUAUGCGUUUCAGAAUCCUUGUCUUGCAAGUGUAUUGAUUUUUAAUUGACAUGAAUUGCUUUGAUUUCUUGCUGCAGUAUGUUGAAUCCUUAUGAUUGUGUUGUAGGAUUUUCGUUUCUUAACAAUGUGUAAACUUAAUUUGGAUGUUUGUAUGGGCUUCUGGAGAAUGCUUUAGCUAAUUACUCCAAUCCAUUUUUCUGUCGAAAUACCCUUUGAGAAGAGGAUAGUGCAUCCAUUCUUGGUGGAUGUUAGAGUAGUUGUAGAGUUGUCAAUCAGGAUGAGAAAGAAUUGCCAAGUAUGAGAUGGAAGCUGUAGUUUUUUAUUUAAGUGCUUUGUCAUUGGUAAUAGUUACUAAUUCCCUUCAUUAAUCUCAUGCGAAAUCUGAUUUUACCACUUAUUGCUUCUUUCACUAUAUUGAUUUUCUUAUAUUUUAGUUAUCAUUGCUGUUGUGUUGGUACCUGAUGUCAUUUCUUACAAAAACUAAGCUAUUUGUCCCCAAUCUACUGCAUGUUGGACCUUCAAUUAUAGUUGUAUUUGAUUUAUGUUUCUUGGAUUUUAAUUUGUACCGCAAAUGACUAAAAAUAAACUGUUGUUGCCAGUCACAACAUGAAUAAGAGCGUAUUGUUGGCUUUGCAUCUGAUGGAGUUAGAUUUCAAAUAUUAUUUGGCUUAUGUUGUAGUUCAGGAUAAGUAAACCGGAUUUAGUAUUGGAAACUCUUAAUGUAGUGUUGAAGCUCGAGAAUGUUGAAUUUUUUAUAGAAAAGUACAAUCGUCCAAAAUUAUGGGAAGGAUUGAAGGGACUUUUCUCUGGCUCCUGUUUUUUUGUCACUAAUAUCAUCCAGCAACUGGAACCAAGUUCCUCUAGCAACAUCAACUGCAGAAUGACAUGUUCCCUGAUGAUACCUUGCAUACCUCUCACCCCAUGUAGCCCACAACAUUGCAGUAAACACUAUUUUAUUAAGCUUAUAUCUGACUUAGUGAGUUGAAAAUCUCGAUUCGUUGAAUAUAUUGGAUAUCAGAGACUGCAACUUCAGAUCUAGCAUGGAGUUUCCACCAGGUAUUAUCAGGUCUCUCUCAAAGGAAACAAGGUUUGUCUUUAAUAUAUUUUGCAUAAAAUAAUUUUGUUGUGUUGUGUUUCUUCUUCACUUAUUUAUUUAUUUAUUGUUGAGGAAAUAACAUCUCACUUAAUCAAGGGCACUCCACUAAAGUCAAUAUGCGAUUUCAAGACACAGAAGAAAGGCUCUGAAAGUCAGUGUUAUGCUACUUACUUGCAAAGGACAAUAACAAGGGGAAAAAGUCUGUCAUUUAUUGAAAUUAGGAGAAAAACUAAUAGGUAAGUAGAAAGAUUACUUACUUUUAUUGUUGUGCAAAAUGUCACCUUUUAUGGAGGUAUGGGCUCAACCUUUAAAAUUAUUCAUUGUAAUAGUUGUAAUGAUGAAGUGGUGCAACCUUUAAAAUUAUUCAUUGUAAUAAUUGUAAUAGUGACUUAAUGCAUUGUAAUCAUUGUAACUUGGUGCAAUGGGUGGUUACAAAA
Molecule: messenger RNA, 3174 nt
Organism: Cornus florida
Lineage: Eukaryota; Viridiplantae; Streptophyta; Magnoliopsida; Cornales; Cornaceae
Product: F-box protein CPR1-like
Exons: 2
Coding region: 194-1189 (331 amino acids)
Molecular function (GO): protein binding
Source: RefSeq, a predicted model, not a curated record